Anopheles coluzzii is the source of this 4526-nucleotide messenger RNA. It is a transcript of the gene Cp190, whose product is annotated as centrosome-associated zinc finger protein CP190. The record is from RefSeq and is a predicted model, not a curated record. The transcript is spliced from 3 exons. Gene Ontology annotation, cellular component: nucleus. Gene Ontology annotation, molecular function: protein binding; DNA-binding transcription factor activity, RNA polymerase II-specific; RNA polymerase II cis-regulatory region sequence-specific DNA binding. Gene Ontology annotation, biological process: regulation of transcription by RNA polymerase II. Bases 296 to 3985 code for a protein of 1229 amino acids. Lineage: Eukaryota; Metazoa; Arthropoda; Insecta; Diptera; Culicidae.
GCAGGGCGCUACGCGGGUGGUGAAAUUCUUUCUCGAACACCCUUUGGUCAUCCGUUUUAAACCUGUUUUUUUCUCAACCGAAUUUCACCCGAUCACUACGCUACGGGAUGGCGUUUCGGGGGAAGUGCACAUGAUGCGCACGGCGCACUAUUUAUGCUAAUCAUGCAGUGAAGUCCCGAAACAAAUGCUCCCAAUACGCUGUGACAGCGCUACGAGGCAAAUAUAGUUUGUUGAUGUGCUGGAGGUUGUGUGUGACUGAUGUUACUGAACCCGCCGCGACGCUUGUAAAGUACAGAUGAGCAAAAUGACGAGAUACGCGGAGGCCAAAUCGGUGAAGGUGGACAACUGGGGCGUGUUCUUCCUGCAGAAGCUGCAAAACUUUUUCAACAAAACCGACCACUGCGACCUGACGCUCCAGUUCAACGACAACUCCCAGCUGAAGGUGCACCGGUUAGUGCUGUCCGCCUGCACCGACUACUUUAACCAUCUCGAGAACGUGUGCGAGAUGUACGACGACGUGCUGAUCAUGCCGAUGGAUCUGCAGGCGGACGUCAUCGUCCCGAUCGUGAACUUCAUGUACACGGGCACGCUCGAGUUCCAGUACAACAUGUACGACCGGCUGCUGAAAACGGCCACCGACAUGAACAUGACCGUGCUGCUGAAGCUGCUCGAGGCGCACCGCCAAACGUCGUCGCGCAUCGUGAAGCAACCGGUGCUGCUCAAUAAGCAGGCGCCACGGCCCCAGCGCGGUGGGCCCGUCUACCAGGGUAAUCACGGUCAGCAGCGCGGCGGUCUGCCUGUUCAGCGGGGACCACCGUCCGGGCUGCCGGCAGUCGGUUCGAGACCACGGCUACCCUUGGCAAGGCAGCCGGUUCAUUCGUAUGGUGGCAAAUCGAUGGCGCACGCUGCUGCCGGUCCGAAAGACGCCAAGCCGGGCCCUUCGCGCUUCGACGACGGGGAAAUGGGCGACGGGUUUGAGGGUUCGUUCGACGGAAUUACGUACGAAACGAAACCCCUACUGACGGCGGACCAGGUGAAGAAGGAGGAGGAAACAUCUCCGUUCGAGAAGCUGCGCAAAGGGUACACGAACGCGAACGUAGUGAAGCGACCGUCGAGCGGUUCGCUCACUUCCCCCCCGGCCAAGAAGCCCAACCUGGAGGAGGUGAAGGAGUUCACCGAGGCAGCCCGCAUGCGCAGCCAGCUGACGACCGAUGACGACGAUUCGCCCGACUACGUGGACGACGAUACGCACUUCAACGAUGACGACGAUGAGGAUUACCAGCCGCCGGCCUCGGUUAAGGCGGCGCUGGCCAAGUCCGCCAACCAGCAGGGCGCCACCACGACCAAGCAGAUCGUCAUCAAGCAGGAAUCGAAAUCACCCGGCCAGGGCUCGAACGUGCUGAAGCAGAUCACGGUGAAGGACGACUCGGGCAACGUGGACCACGCGAAGAUCAUAUCGGAGGUGCUGAAAAAGUAUCCCCAUCUGGUGAAGAAGAACAAAAACAUCAAGCUGAAGAUCAUGCAGAAACCUUCGCCGAACGCGGGCAACAACACGACGUCGGGCGCAUCGUCCUCCAGCUCGGCCGCGCCCAAGAUGGAUAUCCGUACGGCAACGCCGCUCAAGCAGGACCAAUCGAUGGUACGCCGGGCGACGGCAAACAUCCGCAGCGAUAUGGCGAAAGGAGGAUCAUCCACCACCUCCCAGUCCUCCUCUUCCUCCACUGCCGCCACCAGCGGUAAACCUUCCGGCGGCGGUACGACCAAAACGAUUGACGCCAAAACGAUGCACGCACUGAUAGCGAAGGGGGCGGAAAACACGACCGGACCGUGGCUGUGCCUGCGCUGCGGCAUCAAUGGGCGCCCGAUCAGCAUACCCAGCUACAAAGCGUUCUACAACCAUCUGAUCCACAAGCACAAGGAGCGCAUCGAUGUGCGGAUCUGCGAGCACUGCGGGUUCAAGGCGCAGCAGCGCAACCCGCACCUGCUCUACCACUGGCACACGGUGCACAACAUCAAGCCGGCGCUUCGGUUCCCGCGCUGCGGCGAGUGCGACCACGUCGCGAUGACGGCGGACGAUCUGGCGAAGCACGAGGAGGAGGUGCACGCGACCAGCGGCGGCGGCGACCUGCAGCAGUGCAUCUACUGCAACAAGGUGUUCGCGAAGGAGAUGGAACUGUACGACCACAUGAAGGAGCAGCACAAGCAGCGGGCCAUCGCGGACGGUGUGCUGGAGUUUACCGACGACGAGGACUACCAGACGGAGGAGGAGCUCACCUCGCCCCAGACCAAGACGUACGGGUCGGCGGCCGGCGAUGGCAAGAUCAAAAUACUGUCCAACAUCACGCUGCCCCCGGCGAAGGGCACGUACGGGGGGGCGGAGGGAAAGAGCGGCGCCGGUGGCUCGGCGCGCCCGAUCACGCUCGAACCGUCGUCCGAGGCGGAAGCGCUCAGCAAUGUGGCGUCCGGCAUCGCCACCAGCCUUACGCUCGUCGGCGACAAUGGGGUCGUGCUCGACGAUCCGAACUACCAGAACCAGUACAUCGAGGCGGAGCUGGCCAGCGUGCACGGGGAGCAUGCGUCCGGUGGGGCGGCCGGCGAUGGUAUGCCGAAGCUGGUCACUGCCGAUGGUACCGAGCUGCUGCUGACGCAGUCCCAGAAGGAUGAAAUCAUCUCCCAGCUACAGAGCACUGGCGGAUCAGGCAACGACGUGGUGAUGGUGUUGAAUGAGGACAACUUUUCCGUCGGCUCCACGAUACAGCUGGGCGAGGGCGUGCAGAUCGUUGAUACGGUCAUGUACAGCCAGCAGGCGGCGGACGCCGGUUCCGAGCACAACGAUAGCCAAAAGUCGGACGCGAAGGCGGCGGAUGUGACCGCAUCGGAGGAUGAAAACUCGCAAGCCUCCGUUUCGCUGUCGGAAGACAAGCCGGUCGUCGACAAGGAGGUGUCGCUUGAGGAGGGUGACGAUAGUCAAGCGUCCCGCCGGACGGACGCAUCCGACAAGCCGGACGAGGUCGACGACGACGGCAACACGAUGGACGACGACGUGGACAUGUCCGGGGAGGUGACGUCCGAAACGAACGAAACGUUGCAGCAAGCGGUGAAGGACCAGCUGAUGGAGAUGGACGAUGAUGAGCUGCCGGACGCGGACACGUCGGCCGACGCUGCCGUGAAGGACGACGAUCUGGACGAUUCGGAAGACCGGCAGCAGUCGGACAAGUUGAAGCUGAUCUCCGAGCUGGAGGGCGAUUGGUCGGAGGAUACUGCCGAGGAGCAACAACCGCCACCACCGGUGGCCGAUGAGCCGGUGGAAAAGCCAGCCAAAAGGGAAAAGGCGACCGAGAAGAAAUCCGUGGCUGCCGCCCCAUUGGCUGGUAAAUCGAGCGCCGCAGCAAAGCCGGAACCAGCCAAGAAAGCAUCGUCGGAAACGGGUAAAAGCAAGGAAAAGGAAUCGCUGGCCGAUGCAGCACCAGACACGCAACAGAAAAAGGCCGUCGAGACGGAGAAGCUGUCCGGCAAGGAAAUCGACAAGCUGCUGGACGAUUGGAACAACGAGGCCAAACUGGACGAGCUUUCGAACGAGGCGGGAGAUCUUGAGAAAGAGAUCGAAAAGGUGACGACCGGUGGUAGUAGUGUUGCUGAGGCGGUGGCGGUCGAACCAACCGAUGAAGAGGAACCAGACACCACAGCAAAACCCAUCAAAACAGAAUCAGAGCCGGAAGAGGAACAGGAGGAGAAGGGCGAUGACGCAUCGAAGGAUGCUGCCAAGCAAAAGGAGAAGGUGACCAAAUCGGACGACGAAAGGGAAACCGUAUCGCCGAAGGGUAAGAAAAAUGGCACAGCGACCGCUGCCAGCGAAAAGGUUGAAGCAACCAGUGAGCCGGGAGAUGACGAUGCCGGUGACGAAGACGAUAAGGACAAAUCGGCCUCCAAGUCGAAGGAAGUGAGUUCACUUUUAGGAGAAUGGGAUGAGGAUGAUGAUCUGUAAAGGGGGGAGGAGUAAGUGGCGGUAUCAUUUAAUUUAAAUCGGAUUUCCUUUCUACCUUUGUGGGGAACGGCGUACUGUGAGGUUCAGCCCGGAUUCUAGGAAACAAUUCUCCCUAGCAGGAAUCAACAGUCUGCUAUUAGAAAGUCUUUUUUUAUUAUUCUAGAUUGAUAACUGUAUCACGUCAAUAAUUUUAUUUCAUUAUUAUUGAUUGCGGGCAUAAUGUCAGCGAGCAAAAAACACAACCCCACUAAUCAGAGAUUGUACCUUUUCAUGCAUGCUCGUUUUAAAACUAAUUACAUUUUUAUGUCUUUUAAGCAAUGUGUUUAACUUGGCAUAUAUAGUAAUGACAUUUGCGUAGAAAAAAAGAAACACGAGGCGCUUCACUGCGGAAGUUUAAAGGCGUAUUUUAGCGUAAUGAGUUAGUUUACUAGCUAUACUAAUGAUAGAGGGUAAUGGUUUGAGUAUCAAUAUAAGUUAAAUUCAAAAUGUUUAUGUGCGUAACUGCAAGAGAUGCAAUAAAUACAACUAUUUGUACUGUACA